Messenger RNA from Cynocephalus volans (Philippine flying lemur), 2211 nucleotides. RefSeq names its product keratin 71 (gene KRT71). Lineage: Eukaryota; Metazoa; Chordata; Mammalia; Dermoptera; Cynocephalidae. Gene Ontology annotation, cellular component: keratin filament. Gene Ontology annotation, biological process: keratinization; intermediate filament organization. The transcript is spliced from 9 exons. Gene Ontology annotation, molecular function: structural constituent of skin epidermis. The record is from RefSeq and is a predicted model, not a curated record. Bases 39 to 1616 code for a protein of 525 amino acids.
CUUCCCUCCUGCAUCUGAGCUCCAUCUCCACCAGUAAUAUGAGCCGCCAAUUCACCUGCAAGUCAGGAGCUGCCACCAAGGGGGGCUUUAGUGGCUGCUCAGCAGUGCUCUCGGGAGGCAGCUCGUCCUCCUUCCGGGCAGGGGGCAAAGGGCUCAGUGGAGGCUUUGGCAGUCGGAGCCUCUACAGCCUGGGGGGCAGCCGGAGCAUCUCCCUCAACGUGGCCAGUGGCAGUGGGAAGAGCGGAAAUUAUGGAUUUGGCCGGGGCCGGGCCAGCGGCUUUGCUGGGAGCAUCUUCGGCAGUGUGGCUCUGGGACCUGUGUGCCCAACUGUGUGCCCACCUGGAGGCAUUCAUCAGGUCACCAUCAAUGAGAGCCUCCUGGCUCCCCUCAACGUGGAGCUGGAUCCUGAGAUCCAGAAAGUGCGUGCCCAGGAGCGGGAACAGAUUAAGGCUCUGAACAACAAGUUUGCUUCCUUCAUCGACAAGGUUCGGUUCUUGGAGCAGCAGAACCAGGUGCUGGAGACCAAGUGGGAGCUGCUGCAGCAGCUGGACCUGAACAACUGCAGGAACAACCUGGAGUCCGUUUAUGAGGGCUACAUCAGCAACCUGCGGAGGCAGCUGGAGAUGCUGUCUGGGGACAGGGUGAGGCUGGAUUCGGAGCUGAGGAACGUGCGAGAUGUGGUGGAGGACUACAAGAAAAGGUAUGAGGAGGAAAUCAACAGGCGGACAGCUGCAGAGAAUGAGUUUGUGCUGCUUAAGAAGGAUGUGGACGCAGCUUAUGCCAAUAAGGUGGAGCUGCAGGCCAAGGUGGACUCCAUGGACCAGGAGAUUAAGUUCUUCAAGUGUCUCUUUGAAGCCGAGAUUGCUCAGAUCCAGUCCCACAUCAGUGACAUGUCUGUCAUCCUGUCUAUGGACAAUAACCGGAACCUGGACCUGGACAGCAUCAUUGAUGAGGUCCGCGCCCAGUAUGAGGAGAUUGCCCUAAAGAGCAAGGCUGAAGCUGAGGCCCUGUACCAGACCAAGUUCCAGGAGCUGCAGCUGGCAGCCGGCCGGCAUGGGGAUGACCUCAAAAACACCAAGAAUGAAAUCUCAGAGCUUACUAGGCUCAUCCAGAGAAUCCGCUCAGAGAUUGAGAAUGUGAAGAAGCAGGCUUCCAACCUGGAGACGGCCAUUGCUGAUGCCGAGCAGCGGGGGGACAAUGCCCUGAAGGAUGCCCGGACCAAGCUGGAUGAGCUGGAGGGUGCCUUGCACCAGGCCAAGGAAGAGCUGGCCCGGAUGCUGCGGGAGCACCAGGAGCUCCUGAGCCUGAAGCUGGCCCUGGACAUGGAGAUCGCCACCUACCGCAAGCUGCUGGAGGGAGAGGAGUGCAGGAUGUCAGGAGAAUUUCCCUCCCCUGUCAGCAUCUCCAUCAUUAGCAGCACCAGUGGCGGCAGCAGCUAUGGCUUCCGGCCCAGCACGGUCAGCGGUGGCUACGUGGCCAACAGCACCAGCUGCAUCUCUGGAGUGUGCAGCGUCCGUGGCGGGGAGGGCAGGAGCUGGGGCAGUGCCAGCGAUUACAAGGAUAGCCCGGGGAAGGGCUCUAGCCUGAGCGCCCCCUCCAAGAAGGCCAGUCGGUAGAGAGGGCUGCCCCAGGCCCUCCUCACCCACGACCUGGCUCUGGCUCCCACACCGUGCUCCUCCUCCACCCUGCUGGUCCUGCUCCCAUACACCUGGUGCUGGCCUUGGCCACCCUGCUUCUCCCAGCCUGUGUCCUUCUGAGCCUGGGCAGGUCUGGAUGACCAAGCUGGAUAAACUCCUCCCUGCACACUCCUGGCAUUUGCCUCCUCAGCUUUGGUCCCCUCGCCACAUCACUGGCUCUGCCUGGCUCCCAGCCUUUCCUCCUCUGCCAGCCUCUGGCUCAGUCGCUAACUACUUGCCUGCUCCCUGGGCCUUAGGCCGAGGCCCCUCACACACUGGGGACUUUGUGUUGUUCCUGCCUGUGCUAGGAGCUGGCUCUGUGCUAAAGAGGACUGAGGACAAAAAACCAAGAGUGGCCCACUCCCAACCCCACCCUGGCUCAGUCUCAUGGCCCACUCUGAGUGGGACCAAGGACAACUCAGGGUCUCUUUCUUCGCUCUCCUGUACCCAGAGCAGAGAGGAGGAGGCACCGUUCACUUCUCCCUUAUUCUUAAAGCCCCUCCCUGCUGCAUCCUCAAUAAACAGCACAAUCUGA